CGAAACCAAUAUGGAUUUUGGUGGAUGAUCCAUGAUACAUUCCAUGCCGACUCUAGUAUAAAUAUAAGCCGCCUUCCGUUUCACACAAAUUUUUCAGAGCAUCGUGGAUUGGGAGAAACUGAAGAGGGAAGAGAAAGAUGUCGGGCAUGGGAGAUGGGUACGUGGGCACGGCCCAGGAUGCAGUGAGGAUCCGGAGACUGGAGAAGCAGAGAGAGGUGGAGAGGAGGAAAAUCCAAGAGCUCAAGAACAAGUCCGCUUCUUCCAAAGGCCAGACCGGUCUCCUUCAGUUCGGCUCCGGCACCUCCGAGAUCCUUGAUACUGCAUUUAAGAAGGAAACUGUUGGUCUUGUGACUAGAGAGGAAUAUGUUGAGAAGAGGGUUAAUAUCCGGAAUAAAAUUGAAGAGGAAGAAAAGGAGAAAUUGCAGAAGCUGCAACAGGAGGAGGAGGAGCUGCAAUUACAAAAACGAAAAAAGAGGAAAAUAAAGGGAAAUUCUCGAUUGUCUUUUUCUGAUGAUAUUGAGAAUGGAAGUGAAGAGGAAGAUGGAGAAAACGUCUGGGUGUCUCCUAUGUUAUCUGCAGAAGGCAAAGAAUCAAAGAAGUUUGGAAAAUUUGGAAAAGAUCCCACAGUAGAAACAAGCUUUCUACCAGACAGUGAGCGAGAGGCAGAGGAACAAGCUGAGAGGGAAAGGUUAAGGAAACUGUGGCUUCGCGAGCAGGAACAGAUUCGAAAUGAGCCACUUGAGAUCACUUACAGCUACUGGGAUGGGGCAGGUCAUAGGCGAGUAAUCCAAGUACGCAAAGGUGAUUCCAUAGGGGAGUUUCUUCGGGCUGUUCAGCAGCAACUUGCACCAGAGUUUAGGGAAAUUCGUACCACCUCUGUGGAGAAUCUGCUUUAUGUGAAAGAAGAUCUUAUCAUUCCUCAUCAACACAGUUUCUAUGAACUAAUCAUUAACAAGGCCAGGGGCAAAAGUGGACCGCUCUUCCACUUCGAUGUGCAUGAGGAUGUGCGAACAAUUGCUGAUGCAACAAUAGAGAAGGAUGAGUCCCAUGCUGGGAAAGUUGUCGAAAGGCACUGGUACGAAAAGAACAAACACAUCUUUCCUGCUUCAAGAUGGGAGAUAUACGACCCCACGAAGAAAUGGGAGCGCUACACCAUCCAUGGAGAUUGAUUAUCAUCUACUAGACAAAUAUUUACAUUAUUUGGCGUAUCUGUAACAUGUUUCUUACAACUUGCUAAAGUCUAUUUCCUCAUCAGAUACCGGCUUCUCUGUACUAAUUAAAGAGUGCUUAGAUUGAUGACUCUGGGGUAAUCUCAUUGUUGUUUAUAACCUUUUAAUCUAUAUAGGUACAUUUAUCCAUUCUAGUCGACGAGGAAAGCCUAGUUGAUAGAAUGUUGUGUGAUUCUUGAA
This is a messenger RNA of Vitis vinifera (wine grape), 1409 nucleotides long. RefSeq names its product protein XAP5 CIRCADIAN TIMEKEEPER. Lineage: Eukaryota; Viridiplantae; Streptophyta; Magnoliopsida; Vitales; Vitaceae. Gene Ontology annotation, cellular component: nucleus. Bases 138 to 1169 code for a protein of 343 amino acids. The transcript is spliced from 12 exons. Gene Ontology annotation, biological process: chromatin organization. The record is from RefSeq and is a predicted model, not a curated record.